AUGGCCCCCGGUGUUGAUAUGACUACUGUACAUCUCGGGGUCAAAAUCGAGGAGUCUCCUGCGUCUGCUUUCAGCAAGCCCAGCAGCUGCAUCCAGGCGAGCGUGGCGGCGAUGGGAGGAGAGGAGGAGAGUGACAAGCCCAAAGUGUCCCCCCCAUCCCUCCUGCCUUUCAGCGUGGAGGCGCUCAUGGCUGAUCACAGGAAGCCGGGGGCGAGAGAGAGCAUCGCCACCAGCCCCGAAGGGGCAGUGCCCCUGGCUGCUGGGACUUCCACUCAUCAGACCCUCAGUCCCAGGGUGGGAUCCUUAUCGGUGGCAGCAGAGACGCCGGCUUCCCCGCUACCGAUCAACAGCCAUUUUUCUGUCGGGGGACUAGUAAAAUUGCCCGAAGAUGCACUUGUCAAAUCGGAAAGCCCAGAGAAGCAAGAGAGGACGGCCUGGAUGCAGAACCCCAGGUUCUCCCCACCUCCCCCUAGGCGGCUGAGCCCCCCGGCCUGCACCCUGCGCAAGCACAAGACCAACAGGAAGCCUCGGACCCCGUUCACCACGGCGCAGCUGCUGGCCCUGGAGAGGAAGUUUCGGCAGAAGCAGUAUCUGUCCAUCGCCGAGCGAGCGGAGUUCUCCAGCUCGCUGAGCCUCACCGAGACCCAGGUGAAGAUCUGGUUCCAGAACCGGCGCGCCAAGGCCAAGAGACUACAGGAGGCCGAGCUGGAGAAGCUGAAGAUGGCAGCCAAGCCCAUGCUGCCUCCGGCCGCUUUCGGCAUCUCCUUCCCUCUGGGCGGCCCGGCGGUGGCGGGCGCCUCCCUGUACGGAGCCUCCAGCCCCUUCCAGCGGGCAGGGCUGCCCGUGGCUCCCGUGGGACUCUACACGGCUCACGUGGGAUACAGCAUGUACCACCUAACAUAG
Messenger RNA from Emys orbicularis (European pond turtle), 903 nucleotides. RefSeq names its product msh homeobox 1 (gene MSX1). The record is from RefSeq and is a predicted model, not a curated record. Bases 1 to 903 code for a protein of 300 amino acids. Gene Ontology annotation, biological process: embryonic morphogenesis; regulation of transcription by RNA polymerase II. Gene Ontology annotation, molecular function: DNA-binding transcription factor activity, RNA polymerase II-specific; RNA polymerase II transcription regulatory region sequence-specific DNA binding. Gene Ontology annotation, cellular component: nucleus. The transcript is spliced from 2 exons. NCBI's taxonomy places the organism in Eukaryota, Metazoa, Chordata, Testudines, Emydidae.